This is a messenger RNA of Gordionus sp. m RMFG-2023, 2247 nucleotides long. Its product is annotated as inositol-tetrakisphosphate 1-kinase-like. Gene Ontology annotation, biological process: inositol trisphosphate metabolic process. Bases 51 to 1529 code for a protein of 492 amino acids. Gene Ontology annotation, molecular function: inositol-1,3,4-trisphosphate 5-kinase activity; inositol-1,3,4-trisphosphate 6-kinase activity; ATP binding. The record is from RefSeq and is a predicted model, not a curated record. NCBI's taxonomy places the organism in Eukaryota, Metazoa, Nematomorpha, Gordioida, Chordodea, Parachordodidae. Gene Ontology annotation, cellular component: cytoplasm. The transcript is spliced from 9 exons.
AUAUUAGAUUUUGAAACUGGAAAAAUCGUGAAACAGGGCUUGAUCAGUUUAUGUUUUCUAAAAGGGUUGGAUUUUGGUUGAGUGAAAAGAAAUCCAAGAAAUUAAACUUUGCGGAAUUCCAUUCAAUAUGCAGUCAAGUUGGCAUCGAAUUGGUUCAAAUAAAUUUAGACCUAGAUCUAGAUAAGCAAGGGCCUUUUGAUCUGAUUAUACAUAAAUUGACAGAUGUUAUUGCCAAAGCUGAUCUUAACGAAACAAAAGCUUUAUUAAUUUGCCAAAAAUUUCAAACUUACUUAAACAAUCACCCCCAUACGCUCGUGAUAGACCCGUUCGACAACGUACGGUUGCUGUUGAAUCGUUUUCAACAGUACAAAUUGAUACGGAAUGCCCUUUGUCAUAUGAACGACAUAAUCGACACUCCCAAUUUCACUGUUCUGAAUAUCAAUAAAGCCAAUAAGAAACUCAAUCAAAAACUUCUCAAACGUUACAAUAUUCGAUACCCUUUCAUCUGUAAACCGUUGGAGGCCCACGGUUCCUGCCGUAGUCACGAGAUGGCCCUCGUAUUCAACUCGCGGGGCCUUUAUGAUAAUUCACCCUUACUCCCCCCUUGCUCCUUCGUCGUUCAAUCGUUCGUUAAUCACAACGCGCUCUUAUUUAAGGUGUUCGUGAUAGGGGAGCUAUAUUUUGUGGUUAAAAGACCGUCGCUCAAAAAUUUUUAUCCCGGAGAUAACGCGACUAUUUUUUUCAAAAGCAACGAUGUGUCUAGAGCCGAUGCCUGCUCGAAUUUAACGGAACUUGACGAUCUAAUCGACGGUGAUUGCUCUAACUCCAUUACAAGUUUAAACAACGAUACCUAUAAUUUCAAUAAUAAUACCUUCAACAUUAAUGGGCGAAACGUUGAUUUAGACGACAACUUGGUGCGGAGAGUAGUUCAAAUAUUUAGGGACGUUUUGCGUUUGUCACUCUUCGGAAUAGAUAUCAUAAGAGAUCACAAGACAGGCAAAUGCCAUAUAAUCGAUAUCAACGCAUUUCCUGGUUAUGACGGCGUACCCGACUUUUUCAAAGCCUUACUCAAACUAACCCUAACAAAGCUCAAUAUGAAAACCCAAAAUCCGGCUUCUUCCCACCCCUACCGAUUCCCUCAAUGCGCUUCCAGUACGAACGAUUCGCUACUGCAGCAGACAUAUCACCUUACCAAAGCUAUACAAUCCAAUCAUUAUCCCAACAACACCUAUGAUGUUAGAAAAUUCGAACCUCCUCUAGAAAUCAUCUCCCGUCACGAAGUAAAUAAUGAUACCUGCACCAAAACUUCCGAAAGAUACGAAAAAAAUAAUUCCACCACCGCGGCAAAGUUUAUUCAUUGCUACGAUGCCUCGAGGCGGAUUCAUAUAAGUCACUUGUACCAAACCCUGCUACCGGGGUCUAACGAAACAAGCAUUAUGAUCGAUUCGGACAUGAACAGGAAGAAUAGAGAUAAUCUCGAUAGUUGUGCCAGAAACCACCAUUCCAAAAAAAUAUCUUCUUUUGCUUGAUAUUUUAUUUCCUCUUUAUAAUCCAAAUAAAAAAAAUCAAAUAAUUUUUAUUUUGUAUUUCAAAUUAUUUACGUGCUCUUUUUCAUGUUUUUUUUUAUAAUUAAAAUUUUUUUAUUUCAAUAUUAUUGUAUUUUAAAAAAGAGAUUAAAUAUAUGAUUUAAAAAAAUGGUGAAUUUUAAGAUAUUCUGGCAAUUUUUAAAAAUUAUAUUAUAUAUAUUUUAAAUUGAAAAAUUAGUUGCAUUUUAUUAUAUUUUGCUUUAAUUUCUGGUCCCAAAUAUCGUGUAAUCUGUGCUGUCAUAAAAAAUUCCUGACUUCCCUGAGAAAUUCUAUAAUUAAAUAUAUCGUAAAAAAUUCUAAGAUAUAAUUAAAAAAUUCUAGAAAUAAUUGUGUUAUUUUAUAUAAUAUCUCAUUAUUAUUAUUGUUAUCUUCAUCCUUUUAUUCAAAAAUAAUCGUUUAUAAACUUUUAUAUUUAUACACAUUAGCUUGCAAAUUUGUUUAAAAUUAUAUAAAACAAAAAAGCAAAAAAAAUAAAUUAUAUAUUGAAAAAAUUUUUUUUUUCGAUAUCAUUUUGUAUUUAUAUUAUAUUAUUUUAUUAAAAAUAAUUAAUUAAAAUUGUGGAAAAAUAUUUUUUUUAAAAAUAAAAAUAUAUUAUAUAAUAAUUAUAUUAUAAACUAAUUUUUUUUAAAGGCAUUGUUAAAUAAAGAAGGAUGACUGAUCA